Protopterus annectens (West African lungfish) is the source of this 2090-nucleotide messenger RNA. RefSeq names its product zinc finger SWIM-type containing 1 (gene ZSWIM1). The coding region runs from base 379 to 1836 and encodes 485 amino acids. The transcript is spliced from 3 exons. Lineage: Eukaryota; Metazoa; Chordata; Ceratodontiformes; Protopteridae. Gene Ontology annotation, molecular function: zinc ion binding. The record is from RefSeq and is a predicted model, not a curated record.
GUUCUUCUGUCUUAGUGCACCUUUCAGGGAAGGAGCAGUAGAAGAGGAGCUGUACCUUGCCUUUCUUUGGAUCAUCAAUAAGUGAAAACCAAGAUUUUUGCGCAUUGGAUUGGACUAAACACUAAAACCGUGGAAGUGAUUUUUGGUGCAGGAUUAGAAGAAGAAUAGAGAAUGAAGGACAAUAGAAACGCAGUCCCCAAGUAGCUGGUUGCUGGCCUGCUGCUUCGUUUUUCUCAUGAAAUAGGGGAAUUGAGCUCCACAUGUAAAAGGAAAAUUCUGCAAGGUUUGAACACGUCUUGCAAAAACUUUGUGUACUGUCCCUGGAAGUGGAACUGUAACUUUUAACACAUCUUUAGAUGUAUACCCGAAUGUCUAGAAAUGGCUUUACCAGCAAUUAACGAACUUCUGACCUUUGGUGGUUCCUUGGUGCAUUAUGACUUAAGCAGUAAUUAUGAACUGGAGGUCCUGAAUUUCCAAACAAGCCAGAUGGGCAGAUCUUUUAUAGAGUCCCCGUCAGUAUUGUUGUUGCAUAAGACUUGCAAUCCCAAGGGAAAGGUGAUUUAUGCUUUCAUUGUGGAAGUUUCACCCCCUCCAAACUCUACAGAGUCAGCCCUAAAGGUUGUUCAUUUUGCUGUACCAAAAGAUGAUUCCUGUGAAGCUUUCUCUGAGCUAUGUAAAAAAUUCAAAGAGUUUAAUCCAGCUUGGAAGCAUGUAAAUACUAUACUUGUUGAUGAUGGAUUCAAAUCAGCUGGUGUUCUUAAGAAGGAAUUUCAAGCAGAUGUUCAUCUGUCUAUUUAUAGCAUAGCCAAGAUUCUCCAGCAGAAGGUCUUUCAGAUGUCACUGGACAAGAAAGAGGAAGCUUUGCUUCUUAGUGCUCUGACAGAUGUUUUGUGCACACCUACAGAGCAUAACCUGGAGAAGCUGCGUAGCCUUUUCAUGGAAUUUGCUGAGCCCACAUUUUUGCUGCAUUUGAACAUGCAUUGGUUGUUUAAAGUAAAAUUAUGGGGUGGUCACAAACGUGAAAGCAGUUCAAGUCGAAUAAGAUACAUUCAAGACCUUGAAGCAAUUGUCCAAACAGUUGAGGAUAUUGCAACCAGAGAUGUUGGAUUAGAAAUGUUGAUUGCACAGCUUGUCAAAGAAGUUAGUUAUUACUGCUUUGCAGAACAUUUGAUUAAUGGUACUGUAUCAGGCGUUGCAGACAAGAAUCAGAAAUCUCAGAAGGAUGAUCGCAGGAGAACCCUCUUAUUUUUUCCAGAUGUCAAUGAAGGCUCUUUACACUCUCAUCCUGACCUUUACAGCAAAGUCCGUGCAGAUCCAGGUACUGCACAGGGUGAGGAUGCAUUGAAGCAGUCAUUAAUAGACAUAUGCAUGGAACCAGCAGCUGUGCUUUGUCUGAAUGAACUGGCUGUGACCCAGAAAUCUGUACAGCUAAUGGGCACGAAUGAGAAUGAUAUCAGUAUCCAGCUUCUAGAAGAUGCACACAUAGUCAGUAAUGAUUUAAAAAGUUGCAGCUGUGCAUUUAAUCAAAACUAUAAGUUACCCUGUAGGCACAUCCUUGCAGUACUGAAUGAAAAUAAGAGUGUACCUGACAGACAUAUGAUCCAUGAUUGCUGGAAAAAGGGAAGUUGUAGUUCAGAUGGUGAUGAAAAUAUUUUAGAUGUUCUUAAAAGUUCUUGGAGUUGGCCUGCUGAAAAACAGCUUAUGAAAUCCUCUGUAUCCCAGGAGAUUACUCGCCUUCUUACAGAGUGCAGUAGUGAAGAAUUUGAGCGUCGUUACAGUACCCUUAGAGAACUAGCUGAUAACUGGAUAGGACCAUACAUUGCAGUUAAGCUUUAAUCUUUACACUUUACAAAAGUGAGUACGGUUAUAAAAUGGCUUUUGAAUUCCUGUUUGUAAAGGAAGCCAUUGAAAUCUCAAACUCGCUGACAUUACUGUUAGAAUAAUGCCUUGAAGAUAGUGUCUUGUGUUCUCACAUACUGUAUCUAGAUGUUUUAACUAUGUAUUUAAUGGUGUAUUUUACAAAGCCUGUACAUCAAGCAUAAUAAGAUACUGAAAGCAGUAAUAAUAAAAGCUUGAUUUUUUUUUUCUUU